Messenger RNA from Branchiostoma floridae (Florida lancelet), 4386 nucleotides. RefSeq lists its product as uncharacterized. Gene Ontology annotation, molecular function: cysteine-type peptidase activity; DNA-binding transcription factor activity; zinc ion binding. Gene Ontology annotation, biological process: proteolysis. Lineage: Eukaryota; Metazoa; Chordata; Leptocardii; Amphioxiformes; Branchiostomatidae. The coding region runs from base 436 to 3975 and encodes 1179 amino acids. The transcript has 14 exons. The record is from RefSeq and is a predicted model, not a curated record.
GCGGCUUCCCUUGGUACUGCAGCACAAUUUCUGGUUUUGCUAUCUUGUGUCCUGAACAAGCUAUGAUUUUUGUGUGUUAGAUUGCUUGUGUUCAGUAAAAGUAAAAAAAGUUUGGGCCCUUAGAGUCUAAUUUGGUAUAGCAGGGGUAUUUUAUGUCAAAAAAUUCUGCAGAGGAUGAAAUAACUCAAUAAGGGAACAAAGUUAUGCAAAUGAUGACUUAAGUCAUUCACAUAAAAUUUACAAAAGCUCUAAGUAUUUCAUGUAGGUAUGAGGUCGCCGAACUCUAGAUAUAAGACAGAAUAAAAACCCAAGGUUUCUUUAAUUAGAUAUCCCAGUUGAAGUUUAAUAGCUGGAUGUGAUUUCGCUAAUUAACUACAUUCACUUUAUUGUGGUGAUGUUUCUAACACAGACAUUCAACCAUCAACGGAGAAGAGGAUGUACUUUCAUCUAACUGGAGUGCCAUUUGAUGGUUCACCAUUCCAAUUAGUUGGGACAAAGGUGUAUGAGUGCCAUCUGGGGAAAGAUAGGAACGCUGCGGCAAAGGAUAAAUACCACGCACAAAGACAAGCACAAUCGCUCGAAGACCAUGCCUUCCAAGCACGACGUUGCUCAGUUCAGACAACUAAGAAGAUGAACUGCCCUGUCCAAUUCACCGUCUAUCACAUCAUCAAGUUUCCCGAUGAUAAAUUCAAGAUUGAUAAGGACACUGAUGCUAGGAGGAGGAAGGCCUCAAAAGACUUGAAGAAGGCCAUUGAUCAGAAACCAUCAUCUGUUCAAGCUACUGUUCAAUUCCAUACAUGCUUUCCAACUCUGACAGAACACAAAAACCAUCCAACUGUUGGAGAGGUCGCCGAACUGCGUGAAGGGGUAGAUGAGAGGGUUAAAGGGAGGAUCAGGACCCUCGCAUUGAACGGCGUGAAAGACAUCCGGGAGAUGAGACGUCAUCUCGACGCGUAUGUGAAUGAUGACCUCUUUAAAGAGCAAGAUCUCCCGCCAACUACAAGGAGGCGCUACAACCCCACUGACAAGGACAUACGGAACAACAUGGACAAAUCAAAAGAUCGCAUUAAGAAUUCCAAAGAAGAUCAAUGCAAUGUGCAGGUAAUGUGCAAUAGGCUACAAAGUUAUAUAAUAACUGUUGAUGUUAAAUGCAAAAUUCUAACAUCAAGAUGGCUGUCUAAAGGUGACUGCAACAUCAUGUACAGGCCGAGCCAGAAACAAACGGAUGGUUCAGUCACAACGCUCCUGUACUGCUAUCAAGCAGCCUGGCAAGCAAGGCUACUCCAGAAGUACGGGAAUCAAAUGUGCCUGCUUGACGCCACGUAUCGUACCUGUCGGUUCGAUCUUCCCCUAUUCUUCCUCUGCGUUCGCACAAAUGUGUGCUAUGCCGUUGUCGGCUUCUUUAUCAUUACAAAUGAAGCUGCAGAAGAUAUUGAGGAAGCACUGCAAGUGUUCAAGGACUGGAAUUCCUCUUGGACUCCCAGCCAUUUCAUGGUGGACUUCUCACGAGCCGAGAUGAACGCCCUUGCAGAGGUGUUUCCAGAGUCCAAGGUGCACCUUUGCGACUUCCACAGGGAGAAGUCAUGGGUCGAGUGGGUCCGGAAGGGAGCAAAUGGCGUUAGCCAUGAGCAGCAAACAGUGCUGAAGCUGCUGAGAAACCUUGCUGCUUCUUCCACACAGGAGGAAUUCCUCUCCAGCCUGUCUAACCUACAAGACUCUGACGUCUGGAAUGAGAGUGAGAAGCUGAGAGACUACAUAUCACAUAAAUGGCUUCCAGAGGCUGAAAGGUGGGUGCACAUGUUUCGUGCAAAACAACUGAAGAUACCAGUGUACACCAACAACGGAAUAGAACGUCAGAAUGAGACCCUGAAACACUCAUUCCUUCAGGGAUACAAGAAGAGCAGCUUGACGGAACUGAUCACUGUGCUGGUGACACAGUUCACAACAAACACAUUGCGAAAAUCAGAUUUACCUUUCUCUAAUUCAAGGUACACACAACUCAACAUCGAGAGCUCUUCAAUGUACAGAAGGUACAACGAAAACAUCCCCGUGUAUCUGAGAGACAGGCCAAGGGGCUUCGUGCAGCAUAUGAAGGCAAGACUUGAAGAAGCCAAGGACUACACGGCCAAUGAUGUAAUUGAACUUGACCAUGACACCUUCAGUGUGAAGAGUCAGAGCGAACCAUCCAAAUACCACACCGUCUACUUCGGAGAUGACGAAGACAUGCCCUGCUGCACAUGUAGGGAUUGGGCAAGGCAUCUGUUACCAUGCAAGCAUUUCUUUGCAAUAUUCCAGCAAGUAUCAGGGUGGGGAUGGGAGAAUCUUCCAGCAAGUUACAAGGACAAUCCCCUCUUCACCCUAGAUGACUCUUGUCUCGGACAGAAGGCAGACAGUCCAAGUACAAGUGCAUCUGUCAACAUGGAAGCAAGCAAUGCUACACAGCUAGCUUUCAUCCCGGCUUCUUUACCUGAGAAGAAGUCAUCAAACAAGCGCAAAAGAGACCAGAUGAGGACAGCAUGUGGUAGUCUACUACAUGCAAUAACUGAAAACACCUACCACCUACAAGACGAGGAGUACCUUCAAGAACUUAAGGAUCAACUGACUGAAAUGUUGGAGGAUGUAAGGAGUCAUACGCUGCAUGAGGGUCCAUUCCGGAUAUCAUUCUCUCCCAAAAAGAAGAAGACAUCAACUCCUCCAAAAGACAAAGCCAAGACUCCUCCAGAAGACAAAGCCUGGACUCCUCCAGAAGACAAGGCCAGGACUCCUCCAGAAGACAAAGCCAGGACUCCUCCAGAAGACAAAGCCUGGACUCCUCCAGAAGACGAAGCCAAGACUCCUCCAGAAGACGAAGCCAAGACUCCUCCAGAAGACAAGGCCAGGACUCCUCCAGAAGACAAAGCCUGGACUCCUCCAGAAGACAAAGCCUGGACUCCUCCACAAGACGAAGCCAAGACUCCUCCAGAAGACGAAGCCAAGACUCCUCCAGAAGACAAGGCCAGGACUCCUCCAGAAGACAAAGCCUGGACUCCUCCAGAAGACAAGGCCUGGACUCCUCCAGAAGACAAAGCCAGGACUCCUCAAGAAGACAAGACCUCCACUCUUCCAAAGGACAAGACCUCUGUUCGUCCCGAGGACAUACCCUUUUCCCCACCAGAAGAGGCCAAAAUGGCUGAAUUACCAGUGAGGAGGGGGUCGAGAAAGCACCCAUAUACGAAGAGGGUUGGCCUGCAUGCGGAAAUCAUGAGGUCAACCUUCCAAGUCAAAGUCACGGUUGAUCAAGACAUCAAUACCAUCAAGUGUGAACCAGAGCCGAACACUCCAACAACCAGAAGGGGAGGACCCUCUGCUCAUAAUAUCCUGGUGAACGGCUUUGGCUACAAUAUAACUUACCAGGACAUGCAAUCCUUACAAUGCCAGAACUGGGUAAACGAUCGAAUAAUCAACUUCUACUUGAAGAUGGUCGUACACAGAGGCAACCAACAGGGUCCCAUGAAACUUGCGUCAUUUGACACCUACUUCUACACAAUGCUAAUGAAGCAUGGCUAUAUGUCUGAAAUUGUCAUGCAAUGGUCAAGAGACAUUGACCUAUCCUCAGUUGACCUAGCCUUGAUUCCAGUACAUCAUCAGGGAAACCAUUGGUGUCUGGCUGUGGUUGAUACAGGAUACAUGUGUUUGAGGUAUUUCGACUCCAUGGGUGGAAGGAAUGACAAGGGGGUCAAGGCCAUUCGGUGCUACCUCCAGGAAUGCAGUAAAAGGAAGGGAAUGCCCAGUGCAUGGGCAGUGGAGUAUCCCAAGGAGAUCCCAAGGCAGCUGAACGGUUACGACUGUGGUGUGUUUUGCUGCAAAUAUGCCCAGUACACCUGCAGUCAGGAUGGCAUCAUGAACUUCACACAGGAUGACAUGCCAAGGUUCAGAAAGGAGAUGGAAUGGGAGAUCACACACAAGAUGCUUUUGUACAGUUAUUUGUUUAGAUAGAUAUUUCAACUUUAGAACUCGUAACAAGACUUCCAAGAUUCCAAACCAAAACAUUAAUUUCUACGAGAUGCCAAGUCUAAGUGCCUAUCUUGGACUGUUGGAGACUCAGAAGAAGUCCAUGAUUGAUCUAUUAGUCUUCAAGACUUAUAAGAAUUCCUUGAUUCACAAGAAUCCGUUGCCUGGAAAGGGACACGUUUGGCAGAAGCAUGUUUUUUGCUUGUCACUACAGCUCCAUUUUUUGUGAGCAUGAAGUGUAUGUUCUAUUUAGAUUUUGCUUAUAAAAAAAGUCAGUGUAGGAUAAUCCGUUCCCCAUGCUUUCAAGCACAAAAACUAGCACACUGUGUCAAUCAAUUUAUAAAAAGAAACUGUGAAAUUGUAUACAUGUAAUAGUAAUAUCAUAAAUAUUUGGGU